This is a messenger RNA of Cryphonectria parasitica EP155, 606 nucleotides long. RefSeq lists its product as uncharacterized. NCBI's taxonomy places the organism in Eukaryota, Fungi, Ascomycota, Sordariomycetes, Diaporthales, Cryphonectriaceae. Gene Ontology annotation, cellular component: nucleus; cytoplasm. The coding region runs from base 1 to 606 and encodes 201 amino acids. The transcript has 2 exons. Gene Ontology annotation, molecular function: protein binding. The record is from RefSeq and is a predicted model, not a curated record.
AUGGCCCGGGGGUGUGGCGCUCCGGGGUCGCGCCCGCCAAUCAGGCGAGCCCGCGCGCCACGGCUGAGCACGUUGUUCUCGAUAUUGACUUUAACGACCCGAUCCCCCAGCACGGGGGCGAUCCGAUCCUGCACUUCGUCCUUCGUAACCCCCAGGGAGCGGUUCCGGGACGAUAAGGAGGAUAUCGUGGAGCUCCUGCUGUGCACCGGCACCGACCCGCUCCGGCGUGACCGGCUAGGGGACACGGCCCUCCACUUCCUAGCGGGGGACACCAGGCCGGCCGGGCCCUCGCCGGAGGGCUACAGGCUUCUGAGGCUCCUCCUAGAGGGCUGCCCCGAAGUGCGGGCGCCCUGCCUGGAACACAUAAACAGCAAGAACGACUUCGCCAAUACGCCGCUCGUCGUCGUCGUCGCCGUCCUCUAUAACCACGUCGAGUGCGUACAGCUGCUCCUAGAGCACGGCGCCGACCCCUACGAGCCGGGCGAGUUCGGCAUAACGGCUUUGGAAUUCGCAGUGGAAAGGGACUACCUACCCGGAGGCUGCUGCACUGCUGCUGGCCCGCAUGACCGACAUCACUGCUCUAGUUCCGCAUAUUUUCACCGGUGA